CAACUGUAUCCAUCAAUGCAACCUCUCCUUCUCUUGGAUACUAGGAACCCCUCCCCAAAAAACAGUCAUAUAAUUUCUCUUCUCAUUUGGGUCACGUAUUUCCAUUUCUCUCUCCCACCACUGCAUGCGAUUCUCAUUCUACUCUCUCUCUCUCUCGGUUUCAUAUGGCGCUUUUCAGCCAGCAAUGUGGGCUCUAAGAGUAAACCCUCUGGUGGGUUUUCUCGAAUUUUGACUAAUAAUUGAGUUCUACAGCUUUGUAGUAACCGACAAGUAAAGGAUACACGUAUAUGAUAUUGUUCAUUCUUAUCCCAAUUUGAGUUCAGAACAAUAAAAUAGAAAAUUUGAGUGGAGAUCAAAGAACAAGUUUGGUUUAGGUGAGAAUCUGCCAAUAAAAUCACUUGGGAAGAUUUGGGAGAUGAAUAUUGUGAUUUAAGUUAAGGAGUUUAAGUGUUUGAUAUAUUGGGGAAACAAAACCAACAUCAGAAUUAGAGGUGGGUUGUUAUUGAAAUCUGAUUUAAUUAGUUGAGAAGAUUUCAAGCCUUGUGAGGUUGAAAGGUGCAAAACCCAUAUAAAGAAUCGGGAGAUAUAUAGUUUUCGAUUUCUGUACUUCUGAGAAAAAGUAAGCCUUGUGAGAUAUAGGGAGUACACAAUUUAUACAAAAAUACGAGGUGGGUAUUAAGAAGAAGAUGGUUGCUGGAAGUAUUGAGGUGAUGCAUGCUCAUACCUGCGUAAAUGGGGUACAAAACCAUAAUGGCGUGGAGGAGAAGCUCGAUGAACUCCGACGAGUUCUUGGUAAAGCCGAGGGUGAUUUGUUAAGGAUCGUGGGUGUUGGAGCUGGGGCUUGGGGCAGUGUUUUCGCAGCCUUACUUCAAGACGGGUAUGGUCAAUUUCGCGAUAAGAUUCAAAUCCGAAUAUGGAGGCGACCCGGGAGAGCUGUGGAUAGAUCCACAGCAGAACACCUCUUUGAAGUGAUCAAUUCAAGAGAAGAUGUGCUGAGAAGGUUGAUUAGGCGAUGCGCGUAUUUGAAGUACGUGGAAGCGCGAUUGGGUGAACGGACACUUUAUGCAGAUGAGAUAUUGAAAGAUGGGUUUUGUUUGAACAUGAUCGACACGCCGCUUUGUCCUUUGAAAGUUGUGACUAAUUUGCAGGAGGCGGUUUGGGAUGCCGACAUUGUUGUGAAUGGGUUGCCUUCAACGGAGACGCGAGAGGUGUUCGAAGAGAUCAGUAAGUAUUGGAAAGAGAGGAUCAGUGUGCCCAUUAUUCUCUCUUUGGCAAAGGGCAUAGAGGCUGCAUUGGAAACUGUUCCUCACAUAAUUACGCCAACACAAAUGAUAAAUCGAGCAACGGGAGUACCAUUAGACAACAUUCUUUAUCUGGGUGGACCAAAUAUUGCCUCAGAGAUUUACAACAAGGAGUAUGCUAAUGCUCGAAUUUGUGGCGCUGAGAAGUGGAGGAAGCCACUUGCAAAGUUCUUGAGGCAACCCCAUUUCAUUGUGUGGGACAAUAGUGACCUUGUCACUCAUGAAGUUAUGGGAGGAUUGAAGAAUGUCUAUGCCAUCGGUGCUGGAAUGGUAGCAGCUCUAACAAAUGAAAGUGCCACCAGCAAAUCUGUAUAUUUUGCACAUUGUACAUCAGAGAUGAUAUUUAUCACCCAUUUGUUGGCUGAAGAACCUGAGAAGCUUGCUGGGCCUCUAUUGGCUGAUACUUACGUAACCCUUUUGAAAGGUCGUAACGCAUGGUAUGGUCAAAUGAUUGCCAAGGGGGAACUGAGCCUCGACAUGGGUGAUAGCAUUAGCGGGAAGGGGAUGAUCCAGGGAGUAUCUGCAGUAGGAGCCUUUUACGAACUUCUGAGUCAACCAAGUUUAAGUGUACCGCAUCCUGAGGAAAACAAGGCUGUUGCUCCUGUUGAGCUAUGUCCCAUCCUGAAGACUCUUUAUAAAAUAUUGAUAAAGAGGGAACAGAAACCACAAGCAAUUCUUCAAGCAUUGAGGGAUGAAACCUUGAAUGAUCCCAGGGACCGCAUUGAGAUUGCACAAACCCAUGCUUUUUAUAGGCCUUCCCUUCUCAGGCAGCCAUAAAUUCUCCAUCGCCAAAUAAUGGGCAAUAAAGGACUUAAUACCUAUGUAGAUUCACUUUUUGGAAGAAUCAAGAACUGUAUUUUGAAGCUAAACAGGGAUAUACUGCCUUUGUAAUGGAUACUUUAUCGUCAUAAUAUAUCGAAAAGUCAGUUAAUUGAUUCUAAAAA
Molecule: messenger RNA, 2245 nt
Organism: Rhododendron vialii
Lineage: Eukaryota; Viridiplantae; Streptophyta; Magnoliopsida; Ericales; Ericaceae
Product: probable glycerol-3-phosphate dehydrogenase [NAD(+)] 1, cytosolic
Exons: 6
Coding region: 687-2078 (463 amino acids)
Biological process (GO): glycerol-3-phosphate catabolic process; carbohydrate metabolic process
Cellular component (GO): glycerol-3-phosphate dehydrogenase (FAD) complex; cytosol
Molecular function (GO): NAD binding; glycerol-3-phosphate dehydrogenase [NAD(P)+] activity
Source: RefSeq, a predicted model, not a curated record